GGAAGGCGAGGGGCACCAUCCCAAAAACCCGAAACAAAUCGAAUCGAGUUGGGGGAGAAGGAAAAAAGCGAAGAGCACGCGCCGCCGCCAGCACCGCGCCCGCCAUGGCCGCCGCCUCCUCCCGCCGCGCGUCGCAGCUGCUGGGGUCCGCCGCCUCUCGCCUCCUCCACGCGCGGGGCUUCGCCGCGGCGGCCGCCGCCGCGCCCUCGCCGGCGGUCUUCGUCGACAAGAGCACCCGCGUGAUCUGCCAGGGCAUCACGGGGAAGAACGGCACCUUCCACACCGAGCAGGCCAUCGAGUACGGCACCAACAUGGUCGGUGGAGUGACUCCUAAGAAAGGUGGAACUGAACAUUUAGGGCUCCCAGUGUUUAACUCCGUAGCAGAGGCUAAGGCUGAAACAAAAGCCAAUGCAUCUGUUAUAUAUGUUCCGCCACCAUUUGCCGCUGCUGCUAUAAUGGAGGCAAUGGAGGCUGAGCUCGACCUUGUUGUCUGCAUUACAGAAGGAAUUCCUCAGCAUGACAUGGUGAAAGUGAAGGCUGCACUAAACAGGCAGUCAAAAACUCGAUUGAUUGGGCCAAAUUGCCCUGGUAUCAUUAAGCCUGGUGAAUGUAAAAUUGGAAUCAUGCCUGGUUACAUCCACAAGCCAGGGCGUGUUGGGAUUGUAUCUCGUUCUGGUACCUUGACAUAUGAAGCGGUGUUUCAAACAACAGCUGUAGGUCUGGGGCAGUCAACUUGUGUAGGCAUUGGUGGUGACCCAUUCAAUGGCACGAAUUUUGUUGAUUGCCUUGAAAAGUUUGUUGAUGAUCCUCAGACAGAAGGUAUUGUUCUCAUUGGUGAAAUUGGAGGUACUGCUGAGGAGGAUGCUGCAGCAUUCAUCCAGGAAAGCAAAACACAAAAGCCUGUUGUUGCAUUCAUUGCUGGACUUACGGCACCCCCGGGUCGUCGCAUGGGUCAUGCUGGAGCGAUUGUGUCAGGAGGAAAGGGUACAGCCCAGGACAAAAUCAAGGCACUCCGAGAGGCUGGUGUGACUGUCGUGGAGUCGCCAGCAAAAAUUGGUUCUACCAUGUUUGAAAUCUUCAAGCAGCGUGGAAUGGUAGAGUAGAGAGACAAAGUGGUACAGUAGAGACUGGAAAACCUCUUUUUGGUGCUCGUGGGGUAAUUGCGAGCAAUUCCUUGGCAGAGGCGUGUCGCUGGCCACAAAACAAAACUACUCAGGCUUCCUUUUCUUCCUUACCUGUCUGCAGUGUGCACCAGGAUCCUUCCCAUGAGGUCAUUUCAAUAAGACAUUCUGGAUUCACUGAUAUGCUGUUUCACUUGGAGUCAAUGUGGAUGCCAAAGCUGUAUGCUGUUUCACUUGGAGUCAAUGUGGAUGCCAAAGCUGUUUUAAUUUUUAUCAUUUGACAAAGUUUUCAAAUUAGGCUUAUUGAUCUGUUGGCAUGUCUUCGUGCACAUUGUAUUAUUUCCAUGCGGCUACUGAAAAUUUGCAGAUUUUGUCACCGGAACAAUAAAGGCCUCACAUUGCUAA
Molecule: messenger RNA, 1526 nt
Organism: Setaria italica (foxtail millet)
Lineage: Eukaryota; Viridiplantae; Streptophyta; Magnoliopsida; Poales; Poaceae
Product: succinate--CoA ligase [ADP-forming] subunit alpha, mitochondrial
Exons: 7
Coding region: 105-1103 (332 amino acids)
Biological process (GO): tricarboxylic acid cycle
Cellular component (GO): mitochondrion; succinate-CoA ligase complex (ADP-forming)
Molecular function (GO): succinate-CoA ligase (GDP-forming) activity; succinate-CoA ligase (ADP-forming) activity
Source: RefSeq, a predicted model, not a curated record